Messenger RNA from Aphanomyces astaci, 1206 nucleotides. RefSeq lists its product as hypothetical. Lineage: Eukaryota; Oomycota; Saprolegniomycetes; Saprolegniales; Verrucalvaceae. Gene Ontology annotation, cellular component: mitochondrial inner membrane. Gene Ontology annotation, molecular function: monoatomic ion transmembrane transporter activity. The record is from RefSeq and is a predicted model, not a curated record. The transcript is spliced from 8 exons. The coding region runs from base 46 to 1128 and encodes 360 amino acids. Gene Ontology annotation, biological process: monoatomic ion transport; mitochondrial transmembrane transport.
CGAUUUCAAGGGGAAGCUCACAAAUUGGAAGGUUCAAAAGUCAUCAUGGCGACCAACUCGAAAGCCGUGCCUCCGUUCACGUUGGACAAGCCCCGCUACGACCAGAGCACGUACUUCGGUCGAUGGAAGCACUUCAAUGAGCUCGUCUCGCCCAGCGGGUUCUUGUUGUCCGAUGACGAAAUCGCCAAGUCCCAACAACUCAUCGACAACUUCAAGACGGGAACGUUGGCGCCAGGUCAAGUUCCUGACGCCGAUCUGUGGAAAGCCCGUCGAGUGGUGGAAACGGUGUUCCAUCCCCAAACGGGGGAGAAGUUGCCCGUGUUGUUCCGCAUGCCUGCGUUUGUGCCGGUGAACAUUCCCAUUUGCUCGGGCAUGAUCUUGGCUCCUCCCACGCUGUUCAACACUGUGUUUUGGCAAUGGAUCAAUCAAAGCUACAACGCUGGAUUCAACUACGCCAACCGCAACGCCAGUGGUGUCGACGACACCUCCGCCAUCGCCAAGGCGUAUGCUAGCGCCGUGGCCAUCUCCUGCGCCACCUCGGUGGGUCUCGGCAAGGCUGUCGAGCGUGCCUCCUUCCUUGCCCCCACCGUGCGCUCCGUGCUCUCCAAGACCGUUCCAUUCGUCGCCGUCGCCGCCGCCGGGGCUGGCAACGCGGUGUUCAUGCGCUUGAGCGAACUCACGGACGGGAUCGACAUUCUGGACGACGAGGGCGUGCCGCGCGGCCGGUCCCAAGAAGCCGGCAAGCAGUCGCUGACCCAAGUGGCGUUGACGCGCGUGGCGCUGCCCGUGCCAAGUACGUACAUACAUUCUACGUUUGUGUUCUUAUUUGGUUUUCUAAUCUACACACAUUCUUGCCGUUCUUUAUCUGUUUCUCUAGUCUUGCUGUUCCCGCCGUUCAUUUUGGAAGCCGUGAAGAAGGCAAACGCAUUGCCAAAGAACCGCUUUGGCCGCGUGUUCACUGAAAUCGGGAUAGUGACAUUGUGCAUCUGGGGCGCGUUCCCAGCCGCGAUUGCGCUGUUCCCUCAGUAUGGAUCGAUCCCUGCAUCGCAGGUGGAGCCUCAGUUCCAACACCUGAAGAACUCCAAGGGGCAGCCCAUCACCGAGUUUACGUACAACAAGGGCAUCUAAAGAGUGACAUGGGGGUGUGCCACGUCGUCGUCGUCAGAAUAAAAAUACACGUGAUGCUCUGUGUGUUUGUAUGGAACA